Molecule: messenger RNA, 867 nt
Organism: Drosophila obscura
Lineage: Eukaryota; Metazoa; Arthropoda; Insecta; Diptera; Drosophilidae
Product: ionotropic receptor 40a
Exons: 4
Coding region: 86-787 (233 amino acids)
Source: RefSeq, a predicted model, not a curated record
UGUGUAUUCGGCCCAAUUGACCUCACAGUUUGCCCGGCCCGCCCAUGAGGCGCCCAUCAACACGCUGCAGCGCCUGCAAUCGGCCAUGAUACGCGACGGCUAUCGUUUGUAUGUGGAGAAGGAGAGCAGCUCCCUGGAGAUGCUGGAGAAUGGCACCGAGCUCUUUCGGCAGUUGUAUGCCCUGAUGCGACAGCAGCAGCCCGAUGGCCAUCAGGGUUUCCUCAUUGACUCUGUGGAGGCGGGCAUAAAGCUCAUUGCCGAUGGCGGCGAGAACAAGGCAGUGCUUGGGGGCAGGGAAACGCUCUACUUCAACAUACAGCAAUAUGGCGCCAAGAAUUUUCAAUUGAGUCAGAAACUGUACACCCGCUACUCUGCGGUGGCUGUGCAGAUUGGUUGUCCCUUUCUGGACAGCUUGAAUGAUGUACUCAUCCACCUGUUUGAGGGUGGAAUCCUGGACAAAAUGACCACCGCAGAGUACACCGCUCAGUCGCGCCAGAUGACCAAAGAUCAGGCCCAACAAUCCAAGGAACUGGCAGCCGCCGAGAGCGUCAAGGCCAACUCCAAUGCAAAGGGCAGCGAGGCCCAGCCCCAGGACCUCAAUCAGGAUAGCGAAAUUAUCAGUGCCCUCAAUCUAAGGAUGCUACAAGGCGCCUUUAUAGCCCUGGGUGUGGGUUCUCUGGCGGCAGGUGGGCCUACCAAAAGGAUUAAAGCUUCAAUGGAACCCCGCUGGAUUCGGAGAAAGAGGAGACUCGGCCCUAGACAAAACGGAGAAAACAAAUACUCGUAGAUGGAAAGCAGUGACAGAAUGAACGUUCAAGCCCAAAAACGGUCGACCUCCUAACCCCCAUCCUAAACUCUUCCUCUCUU